AAUAUACCUGAAAUUGCAUGGGAAUUCCGUCGUUACUCGCCUUACCUGAUAAAAGAGAUUAUAGGUCGCAUGUCGCUGCUAACACUGAAAAUUUAUCAUCUCACUCUCACAUAUGUUAGGUCCAUUAGUUUGACACCUAUUACCCCGGGUAUACACCUGUCAAAGUAAUGGAAUUCAAUAUGCUAGAGCGAGACCCCAUGUUUCAGUCCGUGAAUGCAUGGAGACAGUAGCGCUUUGCUCCCUCUAGUAGUUAUAAUCUCUUUUUACCUGAUGGAUUGGAAUAAGAUCGAUUUUUUGGAAUAUAAAGAUCGAUUUUGAAAACAUCGCAUCGAUAUCGCCCAUUCCUAGAGACAAAUCCUUCUGGCGGUGACGACUUUCCAAAUGUGCAUUCUGCGUAGACUUCAUUUUGUGAACCGUCAGCUCGCUUUAUUGAAGCGCUUUUUAUUUAAAUAAUUAAAUUUGUUUUACGCCACGCAGCGGAAUUAAAUACAGUGUUCAGUGUCGGUGGUGUUGAAGAAAAUUGUCGGUGUUGUUAAAGAUAACUAUCGUUUAGAUCAUCAGCGAAUUACAGUGUGUACAAUGGAUGCAGUCUUCGAGGAUUUUAUAUCUGAAGAAAUCGCCUUGGAUGAAGACUGUACAGAGCAAUCACUAGUGGACACUCUUCUUCAAAACAAUGGAUUAGAAUGUUUAAUCCCCAGUGUGCACGAGCAAGAACUGGAUGAUGUGGAUUUGUUCGUUCGACUAACGGAGAGAGAGAUGGAGAUUUUAACUGCUGGAUAUACAUUGGGUGUGAAAGUUCGUCUACGAUUGUGCAUUGAGGCGGAACAAGCAUCACGAGGGAUCGCGCAGUUGGCCACGAAGGAGGAAAGAGGCAAACGAAAUUCGUCCAAACGAUCUAUUGACACAGUAUUGAUUCCCGACGCUUCCAAAUUGGUAACAAAAAUAAUUACCUAGCUACACAAUACAAUUUCGUUCUGCGUCUGGUAUAGUGUGAUUGUUCUUUGUGUAUGGUGUUAAUUC
Messenger RNA from Topomyia yanbarensis, 1020 nucleotides. RefSeq lists its product as uncharacterized. NCBI's taxonomy places the organism in Eukaryota, Metazoa, Arthropoda, Insecta, Diptera, Culicidae. Bases 580 to 954 code for a protein of 124 amino acids. The transcript has 3 exons. The record is from RefSeq and is a predicted model, not a curated record.